Molecule: messenger RNA, 988 nt
Organism: Propithecus coquereli (Coquerel's sifaka)
Lineage: Eukaryota; Metazoa; Chordata; Mammalia; Primates; Indriidae
Gene: HSD17B8
Product: hydroxysteroid (17-beta) dehydrogenase 8
Exons: 9
Coding region: 26-811 (261 amino acids)
Biological process (GO): estrogen biosynthetic process
Molecular function (GO): estradiol 17-beta-dehydrogenase [NAD(P)+] activity
Source: RefSeq, a predicted model, not a curated record
GGGUGCCCGCCCACCCGCAGCCACGAUGGCGACUCAGAUCCCGCUCAGGCUCCGCUCCGCGCUGGCCCUGGUCACAGGUGCGGGUAGCGGCAUCGGCCGGGCGGUCAGUGUGCGCCUGGCCCGAGAGGGGGCCGCCGUGGCCGCCUGCGACCUGGACGGGGCAGCGGCACAGGAGACCGUGCGGCUGCUGGGCGGGCCGGGGAGCACGGAGAGGGUGCCCGGAGGGCACCACGCUGCCUUCCAGGCUGACGUGUCUGAGGCCAGGACCGCCAGGCGCCUGCUGGAACAAGUGCAGGCCUGCUUUUCUCGCCCGCCAUCUGUCGUUGUGUCCUGUGCGGGCAUCACCCGGGAUGAGUUUCUGCUCCACAUGUCUGAGGAUGACUGGGACAAAGUCAUAGCUGUCAACCUCAAGGGCAUCUUCCUAGUCACUCAGGCUGCAGCCCGAGCCCUGGUGUCCAGUGGUUGUCAUGGCUCCAUCAUCAACAUCAGUAGCAUCGUAGGAAAGGUGGGGAACAUGGGGCAGACAAACUAUGCCGCAUCCAAGGCUGGAGUGAUUGGGCUGACCCAGACUGCAGCCCGGGAGCUUGGACGACAUGGGAUCCGCUGUAACUGUGUCCUCCCAGGGUUCAUUGCAACACCCAUGACACAGAAAGUGCCACAGAAAGUGCUGGACAAGGUGACCAGAAUGAUCCCGAUGGGACACUUGGGGGACCCUGAGGAUGUGGCAGAUGUCGUCUCAUUCCUGGCAUCUGAAGACAGUGGAUACAUCACAGGGGCCUCAGUGGAAGUCACCGGAGGUCUUUUCAUGUAACUGCCUCAAGGACCCUGGACUCUGCUUACUCUCCCACCACUCUGCUCAGCCUCCUGCUGAUGAGGACUCUAAGUUCCCAGGCUACAAAAGGGGUGGCAGUGUAUGGCUCAGGAAUGCUGAAUAUGGGAGGCAGGGGUGCUUGUGACCCUAAUAAAUUCCAAAUCCUCUUCCCUGCCA